AUGAGCGACACCCACGGCAGCACCACGCUCGCGCACGAGAAGGAGAAGGAGAAGAAGCUCUCCCUCGCUGGGCCCGAGGACCCGCAGCCCGUGUUCCACUCGCGCCUCGCUGAGCUCGAGGAACCCUCCCGGCACGUCUACAACCACACGACCAAGAUUCCAGUGUAUCCGGAAACCUUUAAUGCGACGAUGAAGACGCGCAUCUCAAACUCGUUCUUCAUCGGGCAAAUUGUCGGCAUGCUCGUGUUCGGCGCGCUCAUCGACCGGAUCGGACGCAAGUUUGGCGUCGUGCUCACGACCUGCGCCCUGAUUGGGGGUAUCGUCAUCUCGUGCGCGGCACACGGCACGUCCGAGCUGGGCAUGUUCUGGAUGAUGCUCGUCGGCCGUGGUCUCGCCGGUGUGGGUGCCGGAGGCGAGUACCCCGUGUGCGGCACGUCCUCUAUCGAGGCGGCCGACGAGACCUCGACGGUGCGCAAGCACCGCGGCUUCCUUGUCGCGAGCGUUGGCGACUUUGCCAUCGACUUUGGCUUCGUCCUCGCGGGCAUUGUCGUCAUCAUCGUCCUCCAGUGUUACGGCUACGGCCUGCAUAGCACGGGCACGCACGGGUUCGAGGGCACGUGGCGUAUCUGUCUCGGCCUCGGGCUCAUCCCCCCUCUUGCAGUGUUCUGGGCCCGGCUCAAGAUGGUCAACUCGACCGCGUACCGCAACGCAGCGAUGAAGGGCAUGCUCGGCGUGCGCGUGUACUGGCUCGCGUUCAAGCGCUACUACCCGCGCAUCAUCGGCACCUGCCUCACGUGGUUCCUGUAUGACGCCGUGUCCUAUCCUUUCUCCCUGUUCAGCUCGCAGAUCAUGAGCCAGGUGAACCCCCAGAACAGCAUCGUGCAGAACAUCGGGUGGAGCACGCUCAUCAACGCCUUCCUCCUCCCCGGCUGCCUCAUUGGCGGAUACCUCAUGGACAAGAUUGGGCGGAAGCAGACCAUGGCCCUCGGAUUCGCGAUGCAGGGUAUCCUCGGCUUUGGGCUUGGCGGGGGCAUGGCGACGGUGCAAAAGUCCACAGCGGGGCUGAUCAUCUACUACGGCAUCUUUCUCGCCUGUGCCGAGGCGGGUCCCGGAGUAGCCACAAUCCUGAUCGGCGGAGAGGUCUUCCCGACCCCGCUGCGCGGACACAUGCUCGGUUUCUCUGCCGCGUGGGGCAAGGCCGGCGCCGCGAUCGGCACGCAGGUGUUUACCCCGAUCCAGAACGCCUUCCAUGACGAGUUCAAGGGGCAGCAGGUCGUCUUCCUCAUCGGCUCGGCGGUUUCCAUCGUCGGCGCCCUUGCGACCUGGUUCCUCAUCCCCGACAUGGACCUCGAGCUCGGCUCAGAGGACGAGAAGUGGAAGGCAUACCUGAAGGAACACGGCAUCGACACUUCGGGUAUCGGAGAGCCCCUCGAGGCUAGCGCGAGCAAGGCCGUCCGCAACGAGAUUGUCGAGAGCGGAGCGUACUAG
Molecule: messenger RNA, 1488 nt
Organism: Trichosporon asahii var. asahii CBS 2479
Lineage: Eukaryota; Fungi; Basidiomycota; Tremellomycetes; Trichosporonales; Trichosporonaceae
Exons: 2
Coding region: 1-1488 (495 amino acids)
Biological process (GO): carboxylic acid transport; transmembrane transport
Cellular component (GO): plasma membrane
Molecular function (GO): carboxylic acid transmembrane transporter activity
Source: RefSeq, a predicted model, not a curated record